Molecule: messenger RNA, 6000 nt
Organism: Tetranychus urticae (two-spotted spider mite)
Lineage: Eukaryota; Metazoa; Arthropoda; Arachnida; Trombidiformes; Tetranychidae
Gene: Fhos
Product: Formin homology 2 domain containing
Biological process (GO): cortical actin cytoskeleton organization
Cellular component (GO): cytoplasm; cytoskeleton
Molecular function (GO): actin filament binding
Source: RefSeq, a predicted model, not a curated record
CUCUCUUUCAUUUUUUUUUCUCUUCUCAUUUUAAAACUUCUAUUUCUCUCUAUCAAAUCCAAUCUCUAACCCAAUACAUAUCUUCUUUCCUCUCUGACCAGUCUUUGCUCCUCUUAACCGGUUAUUUGCUCUCCUCAUUCUCUCCCCCAUUCAACCUCCCUCUAUCUGUUUAUCUCUCUCUUUCUCUCAUUCUGUCUCUCUCUUACUCUUGGCUCCUUUUCAUCCAAAAUUCUUGAUACUAGUUUUGAAGGGUCAAAUAGUUGUUGUAAGGGAAGAGAACAACUUGACUCAUAGUUUGGUCCUUUUUUUAUUAUAUUAUAAAUAUAUCUUGCAUUUCUUACAAAGAAAAAAGGUGAAAACUCGUGUUUCCCAUCAACAAAAUACCUUUACACAAAUCUCUAUUAUUGCCUUACUUUAGUCUUUCUAGUCUUUUACUCUUCCAUGUUACAUAUUUUUGUUUACCUUUGUUUUUCCCAUCAUCAAAUCCUUUAACUAAAAGACUAUGUUUUACAACAAAUUUACGGAUAUUUUGUUCUUCACUUGUGACACAUUGAGCUGAUUAUUGUUAUUGUGUGUUUUCCUUCUUUUUAUUAUUAACGCAUUUCGGAUUACAAUCAUUUGUGUGUUAACCUGAUAUUUGACAAUUUAAGGUUAUUAAAUCUACUAAUAAUUUAUCAACAUACUUCAUAAUCAUCAUCAUCUUAAUCAUCACCAUCAUUUUCAUCAAUCUUUAUGCAUGUUCCUUUGUAAGUGAUGUUUAACGUUAAAAUGGAUAGGAUGACACAAACAUUGACUUGUAGGGUUCAAUAUCUAAACGAUAUUGAUCCCUUUAGAGCCUCAACUAAUUUCCCUGAGCCACCAAGACCUCCAUUACACUCAUUUAAUGUAAAUAUACCAUUAGUUAAUCAAAUUGCUGGAGUACACCGUCUUCUUCAAGCACCUCACAGACUUGAUGAUUGUUCCUUGCAAUUGUAUAAACAUCAAGGAAAUGAUAAUGCCAUUGAAUCUGAUUGCUAUGGACCUUAUCUUGAUCCUGAACUGACAAUUAGUGAACAAUCUGAAGACUUUGAAGGAUUCAGAGACAAUCGUAAAAAUGCAAUUAUCCUUCGAACCCGAUUAUCUGUUCGAGUUCACUCAAUUAUCGAAAGGUUGCUCAAUUCAUCGGGAGGAAGUUUAAGACGAGCUUUGUUUACACUUAAACAAAUAUUCCAGGAUGACAAAGAUUUGGUUCAUGCUUUUGUACAAAACGAUGGUCUAGCUUGCCUGAUUAAAGUUGGAUCGGAAAAUGAUCAAAAUUAUCAAAAUUAUAUUUUAAGAGCUUUAGGUCAAGUAAUGUUAUAUGUUGACGGUAUGAAUGGUGUUAUUGAACAUAACGAAACAAUUCAAUGGCUUUAUUCAUUAAUAUCAUCUCAAUAUCGACUUGUUGUGAAAACUGCGCUCAAAUUGUUAUUGGUUUUUGUUGAAUAUCAAGAUUCCAAUUGUCUUCUUCUUCUUGAAGCUGUAAAUAUUGUUGAUUCUGAACGAGGAGCUAAACCUUGGCACAAUAUAAUUAACCUUUUAAAUGAGAAAAAUUGGGCUGAUAUGGAGUUGUUGAUUUUUGCCAUGACUUUGGUUAAUCAAACAUUGGCCGGUAUCUCUGAUCAAGAUACUUAUUACGAUGUGGUUGAUUCACUAGAGGAACAGGGGAUGGAAAGGGUAAUUCAAUAUUACAUGUCCAGGCAAGGAAUUGACAUGGAUUUAUUGAGACAGUUUCAAAUUUAUGAGGCGGUUCUACGUCAUGAGGAUGGUGAAGAUGAGGGUGAAGUGUUGCCCUUGGAUGCUCGCCAUUUAAUACCUCGAAGUCGAUCUCGUGGAUAUUUGGGUACCAGUGAAGAGGAAAGGCGAAAAAGUCGCCGCCAUUCAACCGGCAAUCUACCUCCAAAAGCUUCCUCUAAAAUAACCUCAGAAAUAGUCCCUUCAUGGCAGCGUAAAGUGAUAGAAACGACUGAACAGUUUAACCGUAAAGCUGGUCGUCCCAAGGAGUCAACUCAUCUGGUCAAUGGAUCAACAACCAAUGGUUCAUCAAUAAAUGGUUCACCCGCAUCGCCAGGCUCAACAACAUCAACGACAACAACCAUGACCACCAAUUCAGCGGGUACAACAACCAUAGAGAAACAGUCAAAUGGAUCAACAGUGACCACCACCACACUCAUUUCCGAUGAUAUAACACCAGGUCUACGUCGACGUCGGGAAAGGGAUGCCCAUAAUUCAACCAUGAUUAAACAACAAUCGGAUUACAAUUUGCGUGGUCAAAGAGCUUCAAUAUGUUCCUGUUCAUCGGCCGACUCCUAUGGUUCAACAUCAUCUUCAGGAGCUUCCUCUGCCUAUUCACUGGGAAGUAAUGAGGAAAAGUCACCGUUAAUUGAAACAAUUAAAUUGGUUCCACCGUUGCUUGUUGAACCUAAACCUAGGCCAGUCUCACUUGGUGGUAGCCUGGGUGGAGCAACAAUUGAAGAUGAGCUGAAUAAACGAAACAAGGAGUUCUCCCAAUGGAAUGAUCAAUCUGAUAGUUCAUAUCAAAAUGGUGGAUCCAACCUCAGAGUUUCUGGUUUAAGUACAACGAGCAAUGAGAAAAAAUCAUGGAUGUUGUCCAUGAUGUAUGGCAAAAACUCGGAGAUUGAUGAUGAUUUAACUGUAACGACGGCACUGAAUAACAAUAAAAAUAGCGCAAAUAAUAUUGUCAAUAAUAAUACGAUUAAUGGAAACAAUAACAAUAUUGUUAAUAACAAUAACAAUAAUCUGGUUAAACCACCAACAUCACCUAAACUCUGGUCACCCAUUUCAAAUUCAAAUGGAUUCCCGUCAACCGUUGAAACCAUCAGUGGUUCCUCGAUUGGGGUUAAAACUAUUCAAGAGAGGAUCUUGAAGUCACCCAGCCCAGCAGGACCUCGUCAACCAAAUAAAGUAUCUGGAAUCAAAGAGUCAACCGGACCGGGUAAUCCGGUUCAAGAUCAUCUUCAUUGGGAUAAUUUAACCAACGCUCUACUGAGCCGGCCACUUUACAUCAAUGAUCUUGACUUUACCGAUCUCAAAUCAGAUGAUGACCAAGACAUAUUUCAACCACAUUUUGAUACAAUUGACUUUUUUCAGAAUAACGAAGGUUCAUCUCCGAUUCCUCCUCCUCCUCCACCUCCUACGGAUCCAGGAUGUGGUGUACCUCCGCCUCCACCGCCACCAUUCAUGACGAUGAACCAUCUCAAUGGAAACUCAUUGCGUCCCUUUCCCAACUCAGGGCCACCUCCUCCUCCCUUUAACCCUUCAUUUCUCCGUCAAAACGGUUUAAACGGAAUUCUGGUCAAUGGUCGUGAACAAAAUACUCCUUCACCAACACCCGAUGCAAAUUCAAAGUCAAAUAAUAAUAAAAACAAGAAAACUGUUAAAUUAUUCUGGAAAGAAGUGAAAGAAGACAAAUCCCUGUUGAGUCGGUUAAAGAAAAAGAAGACCAUUUGGGAUGACAUUAAAACGAUUCCGAUUGACACCCAAAAAUUGGAACAUCUUUUUGAAAAUCGAUCCAAAGAGUUAGCCAACAAAGAGAAAGCUCAAGAGGGUAAAAAGAAUGAGCUAAUUGUAUUGGAUGCUAAAAGGUCCAAUGCAAUAAACAUUGGUAUGACCAAAUUACCUCCACCUAGAACAAUUAAAACUGCCAUCAUGAAAAUGGAUUCAACCAUCAUGAAUAGAGAUGGCAUUGAAAAGAUACUAACCAUGAUGCCAACCGAAGAUGAGAAAACCAAAAUCACGGAAGCUCAAAUGGCUAAUCCUGAUAUACCCUUGGGAAGUGCGGAAAAUUUUUUACUAACCCUGGCCUCAAUAAGUGAUCUAGAGGCCCGACUUAAAUUGUGGGCAUUUAAGUUGGAUUAUGAUGCUAUGGAGAAAGAGAUUGCUGAGCAAUUGAUGGAUUUAAAGAGAGCAAUUGAAGAGAUUGAGAAAAAUGAUACUUUCAGAAUUAUUUUGGCCACUCUUUUAUCUGUUGGCAAUUUUCUCAAUGGAAACGAAGUGAAAGGAUUCCAAAUUGAAUAUCUUUGUAAAGUGCCUGAAGUUAAAGAUACCGUUCAUAAGCAUUCAUUGUUGCACCAUUUGUGUCACAUUGUCAUGGAAAAGUUUCCCACUUCUAGUGAUCUUUACAGUGAAUUUGGUUCCGUUACUCGAGCUUACAAGAUUGAUUUUGAUGAUGUCCAUCGGACCAUUCAAAAAUUGGAAUCUGAUUGUAAAGCUUCUUGGGAUUAUUUAAAAGUAAUUGCCAAACACGAGGAUAAAACACCAAUGAGAACCAAAAUGUCGGAAUUUCUUCUCGAUUGUGCGGAAAGGAUAACUGUACUUAAAAUUGUUCACCGUCGAGUCUUGAACAGGUUUAAAAAGUUGCUCAUUUUUUUGGGCUUCUCAUCAUCGGCAGCCAAAGAAACCAAGCCUCACCAAGUAUUACAAAUAAUCUCGGAAUUUGCCCUGGAAUAUCGAACCACCCGGGAAAGAGUAAAGGAGCAAAUUGAAAAGAAAGCUUCCCACCGGGAAAGAAACAAGACUCGGGGAAAAAUGAUAACAGAGACUGACAACUUUAAAUCUAAAGAGCAAACUGCAGAUCAAAAGCUACGUAAAGUACUGGACAAUGGUUAUACCGAUGUUGAGGCUGAUCCUAAAGUGGCAUCCAAAUGGGGAACUUUACCUGGAGCUCGAACGCGACAACGAUCAAACAGCACAUAUGAGAACCAUUGUAACACUCUUAAUGGUAAAUCAAAUGGCACUUUAACGGAUGCCGAUGAUGAGAUAUUGGAAAGUUUGGUUAAAACUGUUACCGCUCAACCAUUAAGGGCUGACCAACGGGCUAAAAGGAAAAGCCGUUUUGCGGAAAGAAAAUCAUUUCGACGGACCAGGAAUGUUUUUGACCUGUCAGAAGAGGAAAGGUUGAUGCUUGAAAAUAUCACCAGUUGAUGAAAAGGCCAAAGAAAAGCUCGAAACGAAAGUCAAUGAAUCCCAAGUGAAAUUCAUCAUCAUCCGUCUUAAUACCAACUGGAAGUCCAUCAUUAAAAUUGACCAUUCAUCUUUCUUCUUUCAUCCAAUCUCUCUCUUUUAUACAACAAUCUCAUUGAGAUUAAGGUUUCUACUUUGUAAUCACAAGUCACCAGCAAAAAAAACAAAAUGUCCUCAAUAGUUAGGAUAAUAGCUUAGCGAAGUAAAUCCAAAUUGUCCGAUUCUCCAUCUGGACAGGUUACCUUUUGACAACAAUAACCGUUAUUAGAACAACAUUUUUUUACACAAAACACCGAUUAAUCUAAUUUAAUCAUUUUCCUUGCAUAAACAAAAUGUUUUCAAUCUCGUAAUUUUGCAACUAUAGAUAUAUAAUAUGUAUAUGUAUAGAUUUAUAUUUAGUGUUUAUUAAGGAUUUUGAUAAUUAUGAUUAACGGACAAAAAGUGAUCCAAAAAUAUGCAAUAUUUGUUAUUAAGGGAUGUGUUAGCUUGCACCAUAAUCAACUGUCCAGUUCAUCAUUCAAUAUUAUUAUUGGUUAAUCAUGGCGAUUUAAGAUGAUUUGGUCUUGGUCUUGGGAAAAGUGUCAUGUCUUGAUUCCUUUUUUUCUGUGUCCAUACAAUCCUAUUUUGUGCUUGUUUGAGUCUAACAAAAUGAGAGAAAGUUGAAUUAUGAGCAUUGAUUCAAAUUUUGUAAAUUAUUAAUUAUUUCAACUUAUUCCUCUCCCUUUGACUCUUGUAAUCAACUUUGAUCAUUUGCUUUUACCCUUUCAAGUCUUUGCCUGAAUCUAUUCUCAAUCUGUAAAUAUGAAAUUGGAAGAAUUGAUUCUUACCAAUUUCAAUGAGAAAAAUGUUGAUUGUUUCUUGAUUUUUGUCAAUCUGUGAAUCUCUUUUGUUUUAUAACAGAAAAAUGUCUGAGAUGCAAUUUCAACAUUUGAUCAAAAAGAGACUUUUAUGGGUACUAAUGAUCAAAUUGAUUAUCAUUAAAUUUCUUCUGUCCAUUUA